AUGCCUACAACAACACCAGACCAUGAUGUCAAUGUGCCCACAACCACUGCUACAUCAUGUCCACCUGCAUUGAACUCAAACACCAAUACCACAGUUGAUACUACAGCUGGUCAUGAUUUUCAGACUGCUCACAUGCCUGAAGAUGCACCUGAGAUUGAGUCACCUGAUUCAGAAGCACCCACAGAAGAGACACCUCCACUGCCAAGUUGUGCUGACACCAAUGUUCCUUUAAGAAGAUCUCAAAUAGGAUCCAAGGAACCUGUAUGGAUGAUUGACUAUGUUACCAACAGGAACAAAUCCUCUACUAGCUUAGUUCUAUAUCCUAUUGAAGAGUCUAUCACAUAUGACAAAUUUUCAUCAUCUCAUCAGCUGACUGUUCUUUCACUUGUUGCCGUGCAUAAUUGGUUUGUUCACCAAUUAGAUGUAUACAAUGCAUUCUUACAAGGGGAUCUUCACGAUGAAGUCUAUAUGAAGUUGCCACAAGGUUUUACAAGUCAGGGGGAGUCUGGUAUGGAUUCGGAUGUUGUAGUGAUCCUAGUCUAUGUGGAUGACAUGCUAGUGACAGGAAGUAAUCUACAGCUAAUUGAAGCCACCAAAAAUUCGUUGCAUCAGACUUUCAAAAUUAAAGAUUUAGGAGAACUGAAAUAUUUCCUUGGAAUGGAAUUCAGUAGGUCAAGGAGAGGUAUAUUAAUCAAUCAAAGGAAAUAUGCCUUGGAAAUAAUAUCUUACUUGGGGCUAACAGGAGCUAAACCAACUUGGACUUCCUUGGAGGCAAAUGUAAAGCUGACAAUACUAGAACAUGACAAAUUGACAGGGGUGGAAGAUGAUAUGUUGAUGGAUGACAUAGGGCAAUACCAAAGGCUUAUUGGUAAGCUACUAUACUUGAAACUCACCAGACCUGAUAUAGCCUUUUCAGUGCAAACACUUAGCCAAUUUCUGCCGAGUCCCAAGAGGUCUCAUUGGGAAGCAGCCUUGAGAGUAGUAAGGUAUGUUAAAAGAGAACCAGGCAUGAGUAUUCUAUUGAGCAGCAACAGCAGCAACACAUUGAGUGUGUACUGUGAUGCAGAUUGGGCAUCUUGCCCCAACACAAGGAAAUCAGUAUCAGAUUUUAUAGUGAAGUAUGGAGAGUCAUUACUUUCUUGGAAAUCGAUGAAGCAGAAUACAGUUUCCAAAAGUUCAGCUGAAGCUGAAUACAGAAGUAUGGCUAGUGCAACCUUAGAGGUAGUUUGGUUAGCAGCUUCUGAAGGAGCUUGGGACUAA
Messenger RNA from Nicotiana attenuata, 1260 nucleotides. RefSeq lists its product as uncharacterized. Lineage: Eukaryota; Viridiplantae; Streptophyta; Magnoliopsida; Solanales; Solanaceae. The transcript has 3 exons. The coding region runs from base 1 to 1260 and encodes 419 amino acids. The record is from RefSeq and is a predicted model, not a curated record.